This is a messenger RNA of Rhinopithecus roxellana (golden snub-nosed monkey), 4120 nucleotides long. It is a transcript of the gene YPEL2, whose product is annotated as yippee like 2. Bases 416 to 775 code for a protein of 119 amino acids. The record is from RefSeq and is a predicted model, not a curated record. The transcript is spliced from 5 exons. NCBI's taxonomy places the organism in Eukaryota, Metazoa, Chordata, Mammalia, Primates, Cercopithecidae.
AUGUGCUGAGUCGAGGGGAUAGGCGCGGGGGUGCGUCCGUCACGGGGUAGCCCCCGGCCCGGACCCGGAGGGAUGCGGAGUGGCGGCCGCGGCGGUGGCGGAGACUGUGGCUUUAAGAGCGCGCCGGGAGCCCGAGCCCCAGCCGGGCCGCGCUUCGCCGCUGCGCACCCCUGCGGAGCCGAGCCCCGCGCUGGCCGGACGGGGCCGCCUGCCGCCGGGCUGCUGAGAACUAACCCUAGACCUCUGCGUGAGGGUUCUUCUGCCGAAGACAUCACCAGUGUGUGGAGCCUGCCCCACACCCACCCGCUGCCAAACCACGGCCUUUACCUGUGUCUUCCGGUGUUUCCCGUGCGACCCAUCCUGUGGGAGUGCCUCGUGGGCUGCUCCAGAGUUCACCCCACACUCAGCAGCACCAAUGGUGAAGAUGACAAGAUCGAAGACUUUCCAGGCAUAUCUGCCUUCCUGCCACCGGACCUACAGCUGCAUUCACUGCAGAGCUCACUUGGCCAAUCAUGAUGAACUCAUUUCCAAGUCGUUCCAAGGAAGUCAAGGACGAGCAUACCUCUUUAACUCAGUAGUUAAUGUGGGCUGUGGGCCUGCAGAAGAGCGAGUGUUGCUAACAGGACUGCAUGCAGUCGCAGACAUUUACUGUGAAAACUGCAAAACCACUCUGGGCUGGAAAUAUGAACAUGCUUUUGAAAGCAGCCAGAAAUAUAAAGAAGGCAAAUACAUCAUUGAGCUAGCACACAUGAUCAAGGACAAUGGCUGGGACUGAUUGGACAGCAUCUACCCAACCCAGUGUCCACGUGAAUGCCAUUCAACCGAACAUUCUUCCCAAGCGUGAGAGAGUGACUGACACUUGGUUCCAUCCAUUUAGGGGCCUUGCCAUCUGGGGCAUCCUCCCACCCUGACGCCAUCUUUCUGGUGACCGGCCUCUAAAUUGCUGUCUCUCUGUCUCUUUGCUUUGUAUCUGUUUGUGAGUUGAUCCUGGCUUCUCUCUCUGUUCUAGUUUUGGCUGAAAACAAAACAACAAAAGGAACAGAUCCUUGACCGCAUGGGCGGCAGCCCACCUUGGUAAGGGCCCCAGGGCCCGUGCGAGAGCUGCCUGAUGGCCUCUUGUCAGGCGAGCAGUGGCAUGGGGGCGUGAGGAAGAGGGAAAGGGGAAACUCUUAAGGGUCCUGGCGCGGGGAAGGGGUGGAAGGGUGGAGGUAGGAACAAAAUUGCGCUGCUCCUGGAGACCUGAUAACUUAGGCUUGAAAUAAUUGACUUGACUAAAAGGACAAAGAGAAAAAAAAAAUACCUCAUGACUGCAUUCUCUCUGACCAGAAGCUUCUGUUCCUGACACCAAAUGUGCCAGGUUAGCAAAUGAGCACAAAGAUGUGGCCCUGAUUCUAGUUGGCGGGGCAAGGGCCUGGUUCUCCUGGGCUGAGUGGGGGAGUGUUCUGGCAGCAGUGAGUGACUGGGGCAGUGGCCAGGUGGGUGCGAUGACUCUGAUGCCUCGCUCAGUCUCUGGGCAAUCAUCAUCUUUGCCUCUUUAGGCACCAUAGAUAAGGUGUGAGGGGACUGUCAUUUGCAAUGGGCUUAACAUCCAAAUAUCCCAAAGGCUUUGACCAGCAACCAAGUAAAAUCAGUAAUUGAGGAGAGCAGGGCACAAAGGGGCUGCAGUUUGGGAGCGCUGAAGAAAUGGCUCAGAUAUUGAGCCAGAGAAAUAAAAAGUAGGAUCAAUUAGCAAUUCUUACUGCCCUUCCUUCUGACCCCUCAUAAGAGGAGUGUGGUAAGGGAGGGGACUGGGUAGGGGUAAUCCCUGGAGGGGUUUAGAUUGGAACCAGUUCAGGUUUGGUCCAUCUUUCCUCCUUGGUUUUACAGUGGCUUCCGUGGGAUCAACAAUUUCUUGUUCAUAGAGUUUUGGGUGUUUUUCUCCAGUCCUGUUGCUGUAGACUGUAGAAAGCAUGGGCCCCAGGCUCUGAGCUUAGUAAUAACCUGGCUGGUAGAUUCCUCAUGCCCCUAAUUGGCCCCACUUAGGUCUGAAUGUCUUGCAUGGAGAGAAAUCUGCUGUCAGUGUGGUCCAGCAGCAGGGAGGAGUUCUGCCCAAAUUCCGAUAUUACCCUUUCCCCACAUCCAAACAUCCUUCGAUUAGGGAAGUGGAGAGCAUCCCUGUAAGGCCCAUAAGAGAAAGAGGAGUUUGUUACAUUUAAUUAACACUGUGAAGUCUGUUCUACAGCAAUUCAGCCAGUCCACAGUAUGUGACUGAAACUCAUUUAACUGGGUUCAUUUUAUUUCUUAGACUGAAUAUAUAAUUGUGCGUGUUAGGUAAUUCUCAGCAUCUCCUUCUCCAAGUAGGCCGACCCUCUCGGAAAAUUCACCCUAAAAGUCUCACAAAAGAAUGAGUUGAUGGGAUACUCUGUAAAGCAAUGAACUGAGAUGAAAGCAGCCAACAGCCCAGGAGCUUUUCAGAAUCAAAUCUGCAGCAGAACCAAUUUCUGUUGGGAGCGCGUCCUUGGUGGAAAUGCUUUUUUGUGUGUCUCCACGCACUGAUGGUGGAAUGGGAGCCCCAAGACAGGUGUGGGCUUGCCCUGCCAGGGGCAGGUGGCAGGACUGACAGAAACCGGGAUAGCUCCAGGAUUCUCAGGAGAGAGCCCCUGUAAGACAAAUGGAUUCUUAGAAAUUGACUUUUGUUCCCCAAGGCCUCUUGUCCAGAUCUUCCCAGUGCUUUCACAGCCCUGGGAGAUCAAGUUGUUCUUCCCACUUUACUGCAAGGUAGACUGAGGUUCAGAAGAAAUAUUGAAUUCUGCUCCCAGAAGAACAGUUUGUCUGGCUCACAGGCCCAAGUUCUCAAUGAAAUGGUUUUUCAACUUUCACAUUCCUAAGCCGGCUUCCCGGCACAGAAGCCAUGGAUUUCCCCUCUCUCCCUUCCCCUACUCAGGGAAAGUCUUCCUUUAUGGAUUUUCCUUAGACCCUUUCCUCAGGGAUUGUCCUGGCUAUUUACUGAUAGUCUUUCCCAUAGGAAGAAAAUGGGGGUUAAACAUGGGGUAGGUGUUUUGUCUUUCAAACUGAAAGUGGAAUGUGGUGACAUCAGCUAGACAUGGGGUGCCCUCAAGUUUCCAGGGGGGCAGAGAAGAAGACCAGUGUGCCACUGUUCUUCCUUGGGGAUGAGGCCUUUGACUGUUGCAUGGAUCAGAGCAGGCUCCAGUCAGACCCUGGUUCUGAGUGUUUUUUUUUUUUUUCAGUGACUAUCCAGUGAGCCUCCAGUGGGUGUAAGGCGCCAUACUUGCUGUGAGAGAGCUGAGUAGAGUGUUGGUUUUUCCAUAACUACAGGGGAAAAAAACUCAUUAGGCUUUCCCUUUGUGUCAGUGAAACCAAAAGUGCUUCUUACAACAUUCGCUCUGUUCAUGGGUUGUCUGUCUAACACUGAGAAGCCUUGGAGAGGCCACAGCUGAGCUCUGGAGAUGCUAAAUUAACUCAUGGCCUCAGUCAGUUCAUUCUUUAAUUUCCUCACCAAAUUAUUGACUUAGAGCAUAACCAAAGACCUCAUUCAUUCACCCCAGGUGGGUUGGGGGAAUUGGAGUUUGUUGGUCAAGUUUGGGGGCGGGGUGUGGGGAGUAGAGACAGAGUAAGGAGACUUGAGAAAGGGAAAGGCAUGAAGUUCUAUACCUCAGCCAGCAGCUGCCUUCGUUUGGAACUGAAGUCCAGCCAGCAGACUCUCUAGCUCCAUCUCCCCUGUGCCACCCUAGGUCAUAUGACCUUGGCCACCCUGGAGUAGACCCAGACCCCUCGGGACCUGGGACAUUAGUCUCAGGCUGCUGAUGGAUUGAUUUGACAUGAAUCAAAUACAGCCAAACUCGAUACCCACAAGCUGUCAGCUGGACCUGACUGAGUGUUCUUCCUGAGUUCACGAGGAUAGGCUAGAGUGCAUUUUUACUGGUGGAUCAGUGUGUGCAAAAGAGAUGACCCUUUAUAAAGAGAUUUUCAAGUGGAUAUAUAUAAAAGAAACAGUUGCUUGUAAAAUAUACUUUUGUAAAUAAUAUUUAAUUUUUUAAAUAAUAUAUUUGGUGCUGUUUUCUCAGAUCCCCUGAGAGCACUUUUGAUUUUCAUUUUAAAUUCUAUGGUUUCCUUUGCAUUU